This is a messenger RNA of Leptosia nina, 1395 nucleotides long. The record is from the annotation of a GenBank genome assembly. NCBI's taxonomy places the organism in Eukaryota, Metazoa, Arthropoda, Insecta, Lepidoptera, Pieridae.
AUGUUGGGCAAAAGGAUGCACCAUAACAGUAAAGGGAGAUUAGCUGCCAAGGGUCAUGAUAACGGUAAACCAGCGAGUCCUGGAUUAUCUCCUUACAAUAAACCAGCUAAAUUACCAGGUUCAAUAUCUGCUGGCAAGACUAGGGCGGAAAUGUGUCCUAUCCCGUACAUACGACAACAAGAUAAUCCUGUGUCUUUACCUAGACUCACUGCUAUUGCAGCAAGAUCUGCUGAUGAACCUAUUGGCAUGGAUGAAUUAGAUGCAUUGCAACUGGAGCUUGAGACAUUGCUUUGCAAUACAGCACUUCGUAUAAGAUAUUUUCAGGGCGAAAUUGAAAGUAUUGAUACAAAUGAAUCAAAAAGAGAGAAAAAGGUCAAAGCAGCAGGCAAACAGUUACAAUAUCCUGGCAAAAGAAAGUUUCCAGAUGACAAAAUAGUAAAAUCCAAAGAGUAUACUAAGUUAUCCAACCAACCCAAAUUACCUAAGUUUAAAAAUUACAGCAACCCUUCAUCUGGUGCAUCACAUGCUUAUUCAAACGAUCAGGCUCUGAACUCUGACAAUUCUGUAAAGUUAGAACUCUCUCAAAUGCAGGUUACAACAAAAAAUAAUAUCCCUUAUAAAUUUUGGAAUUCAGUUGAUCCUUAUUGUGCACCUGUGACAAUGGAUGACAUAAAGUUUCUGGAUUCACUUCUAGCACAGAGUAGCAAUACAACUUUACCACCCAUACCACCUCUUGGAAGACAUUACUCUGAAGUGUGGGCUGAUGAGCAUAUUUCAGAAGACCAAAAUGCUUCUAACCCUAACAAAAAAACAGGUGGUACUGCAGAUACAACAAACAUUAAGAAAAAGCUUGAGAAAUCAUCAGAAAAUAUGAUUACCGGCCCACUUACACAAAGAUUGGUAUCAGCCUUGAUGGAGGAAAAUGUCAUGCCAUAUGAAAUACCUGAUAUAAAAAGUAAGAAUUAUGCUGCUACAAAAAAUAGUUACAAAAACUCCUUAACCCUAGAAAAAUGUUUAAGGAAAGAGUUAGUUGAACAGGGCAUCCUAGACCCUGAAGACCUACCACCACUUACCAAUCCAGCUGAUGAUGAAAUUUUAGCUGAAAUAAAAAAGUGUCAAACUGAACUAACGGCUGUUCGCAAGGAAAACUGUAGGAAUUUGAAAAACCUGAUUGGUUUAUGUAAACAAGAAAUGAUAAGGCUUAACUUGAAGAAGCAAUUGGAUCAAGUUGAUUUAGAAUGUAUUGAUAUUUAUAAGAAAAUGGUAGCUGCUAAACAAAAGAAGCGACCUAUUACCAAAAAAGAGAAGGAAGAUGCUUGGCGAGCAAUUAAUGAACAGAUAAGACUUAACAAAGAAAUCAAUGCUUUGCCACUGACUGGACCUAACUCCAGCUAA